Glossina fuscipes is the source of this 4715-nucleotide messenger RNA. It is a transcript of the gene msn, whose product is annotated as serine/threonine-protein kinase mig-15. NCBI's taxonomy places the organism in Eukaryota, Metazoa, Arthropoda, Insecta, Diptera, Glossinidae. Gene Ontology annotation, molecular function: ATP binding; MAP kinase kinase kinase kinase activity. The transcript is spliced from 17 exons. The record is from RefSeq and is a predicted model, not a curated record. Gene Ontology annotation, biological process: protein phosphorylation. The coding region runs from base 77 to 4579 and encodes 1500 amino acids.
CAGUAGAGAAAAAAGUAAAAAAUAAAAGCAAUAAAAAUAAAACUAAAAAAAAAAAUAAUAUAAACAGCAAACCAAAAUGGCGCACCAGCAGCAACUUGCCUCCGUAAAUUGCUCAUUAGAUGAUAUCGAUUUAAAUGCAUUAAGGGAUCCUGCUGGCAUAUUUGAACUUAUCGAAGUUGUCGGCAAUGGCACUUAUGGUCAAGUUUAUAAAGGUCGUCACACAAAGACUGGUCAAUUGGCUGCCAUAAAAGUGAUGGAUGUCACCGAAGAUGAAGAAGAAGAGAUCAAAUUGGAAAUUAAUGUGCUUAAGAAAUAUUCAAAUCAUCGUAAUAUUGCUACCUAUUAUGGUGCUUUCAUUAAGAAAUCACCGCCUGGCAAAGAUGAUCAGCUUUGGCUGGUUAUGGAAUAUUGUGGUGCUGGUUCAGUAACGGAUUUAGUUAAGUCCACAAAGGGUCAGAGUCUCAAAGAAGAGUGGAUAGCGUAUAUAUGCCGCGAGAUUUUGCGCGGACUUAGUUAUUUGCAUUCGAAUAAAGUCAUACAUCGUGAUAUCAAAGGACAGAACGUAUUGCUUACCGAUAAUGCCGAAGUGAAGCUAGUAGACUUUGGUGUGUCAGCACAAUUAGAUCGCACGAUAGGUCGCCGAAACACGUUCAUUGGUACACCUUACUGGAUGGCACCCGAAGUUAUAGCUUGUGACGAGAAUCCCGAGGCUACCUAUGAUAAUCGUUCAGAUUUAUGGUCGCUGGGCAUAACCGCAUUGGAAAUGGCUGAAUCUCAACCGCCACUUUGUGAUUUGCAUCCGAUGCGUGCUCUUUUCUUAAUACCACGUAAUUCGCCCCCUCGGCUAAAAUCAAAUCGAAAAUGGUCAAAGAAAUUUCAAAGUUUCAUAGAUACAGUGCUUGUGAAAGACUAUCAUCAGAGGCCUUACACAGAACAAUUGUUAAAGCAUGCCUUUAUUAAGGAUCAACCCACAGAUCGUCAAGUGCGUAUACAACUAAAGGAUCACAUUGAUCGUUGUAAGAAACGUAAACAGGAGAAGGAGAGGGAAGAUUACCGUUACUCUGGUUCAGAUAAUGAUGAUGAUGAACCACAGAUAGCUGGUGAGCCCAGUUCAAUUAUACAAGCUCCCGGCGACACGUUACGGCGUAAUUUUCAACAAAUCCAGGAGGGCCGCAUAGCGGCUGAACAACAACAGCAGCAACAACAAAUGGCCGCUGUGGCUGCGGCGCAGGCAGCGGCUGCUCAAGUCCAGCAACAGGCCCAAGGUCAACAACCACCAGCCAUUCGUCAGCAAAAAGCAGCAUCGCGCGAUCAACGUCAACAAAUUGAAGAGCCUGGACCGCCAUCACGUCCUGCUUUGCCACAACGUUUAAUAGUGGUACCGGAUCCCCCACAUGCUAAUCGACCAUUGCCACCGACCCCGAAAAGUUCGGAAUCUUCUGCCCAAACGCCUCAACAACAACAACAGCAACAACGCAAUUCACAAAAUAACUUUAAACCAUCGUUACCACCCAGGAGACCAGAGGAUUUGGACAUGAUAGCGGCACAAUUAAAUGAAUUAGGGGUCUCUCAACAGCCGCAAACCGGUUCAUCAGCUUCAGCAUCGUCUUCAUUUGGACAACAGCAGCAAGCUCAACCGGAAGCACCACCGCGGAAUAAUCGUCAAUCGGGACCAUUACCACCAACGUCAUCAGGUUCGGGGAAACCAGCUGCCGUUUUACCACCAUCAUCAGCUAAUAAUCAUCAUCAUGUGGCCGUUUCGAAUCCCCUCGAUCCAAUGGACAGCAGUGAUUCUGAUAGUGAACCGGAAGAACCCAAUGAUCGCGCACGUAACGACGGUACUCUGCUAGCAAGUGAUCCACCAAAGCCACUCCCUGAAUUUUCAUAUAGGCCUGGACUGGUUCCAGUUUCGGAAGAUUCUACUACUCCAAUGACGCACGGUGGCAGCAGCGGACCGCCAAAUCGUCCGUUGCCACCAACGCCCGACGAUGACGAACAAGCAGGCGAUCGAACAUUAAUCAUGAAGCGGAAACUCGAAAAUCAAAAUAAAUUACAAAAAUCAGCCUCGACAUCGACAUGUGCAAAUCGGCCACAAAACGAUUUACGUGAUGAGGUUGUUUUGUUGCGCGACUGGGAUAUUGAGAAAUUCUUUCUUAAACAGAACAGUGGCGAAUUGAGCGGCGGAGUGAUCAGUCUUUCAAGAGCGGCAACUCUUACAUCGUCGAAUAUAAGUACAUUAAAGGCUGAACAGAAACUGCAGAGGUGCAGCUUGGCCGAAUUGCCACGGCAACAACAUCCACAGACUCCAAAAGGAUUCCAACCGCUGAAAGGGCCAGGGGUGAAUAACGUUGCAAAGAACAAUAGCCUUAACAAUAGUAACAAUAACAGAAUAGGUGCUCAAACCAAAGAACAAACACAGCAACAACUGCUUCGCUUAAGUCCGGCAGAAGCAAUAAACAACCAAAAAUCCAGCGUUAAUGUUAAUAACAAUAGUAAUAAUAAUAAUAAUAAUAAUAAUAACAACAGGUCUUCCGUCACAAGUGCCUUAACCCGCAGUGCCAAUGCUACACAUAAGCGACAAGAGUCAGACUCGAAAUUACCGCAAAAUUUUAUACGCGGUUUCCGACGCGAAAAUUCGGACUUCUUUCCUCUUACCAAACGACACUCGACCGUGCUGACGAAUAGCAAUUUACUGCAAUCGAUACCACCGAUGCCGCUGACACAGCAAUCGCUGCAACAAUCAUUCAGCUCAUCCUCACAAAGAGGCGCAUCCAUUAUGCAACAUAGUAAUGUCUUUAAAAAUGAUCAUAACAAAGCAAAAGAUAAUUCCGUCUCCGCACAAACAAAGGCUGCCAAUCAGGGUAAAAGUAAAUCGGGUACCGGUAAAUUAUCGUCGUCAUCGCAUGGCACAAACGCGUCCAGCAAAAAUAAUUGGACUAGCAAUCUAACGCCGAGAAAUCUAGAUUUCUUACGCCCACGUCGUGAAAAGACUGAAUCAGUUAUAAUUUUGCAAAACUCUGCCGCCAGACAACAAUUGGUACAUCAACUUGUACAGCAGCAACAACAACAACAACAGCAGCAGCAGAAUCGCAAUUCCGAGAACAGUGGUCUUGGUACACCUGGUACACGCACUAGCAGUGUCUUACCCGACUUACUUAGUCAGGCUUCACCAGCUACGCCCCCACGCCAUGACAAAUCAUCCAGUGAGGAGUAUCAAGCGGCCAUCAACUCAUCCGUGAAUUCGACACCGUCAAAAUUGCUUAUUAGCGGCGGUAGCGGAAGCGGUGGGUCUAGUAAUUCCCCGCAAUCGACAAUAUCGUUGACAAAUUCUUCGUCUUCGCGUCAAAAUAGUCCUAAGAAUUCAAUUAGUAAAACUCGCUCUUCCAGCAGCAUUACUAAUCUAUUACAUAAAUCUGCUUCUUCCUCCUCUGCAACGUCCAUAUCCACAUUGCCUGUGUCACCGUAUGCGCUUCAACAGAAACAACGUAGCUUUUUGACAUUUGGUUUCGGUGCUGGUGGCUCGGGUCCAUCGCGACGCGAGUCACAUGUUAAUGUCAAUGUAACGCCUACAUCGCAUGAGGCUUCUAGCGAUACACCGGAAAUACGGAAAUACAAGAAACGUUUCAAUUCGGAAAUUCUAUGUGCCGCGCUCUGGGGAGUAAAUUUAUUGAUUGGUACCGAAAACGGUCUUAUGCUAUUGGAUCGUUCUGGUCAGGGAAAGGUUUACCAACUAAUAUCGCGACGUCGAUUCCAGCAAAUGGAAGUUUUAGAAGGCCAAAAUAUAUUGGUUACUAUAUCGGGCAAAAAGAAUCGUGUACGAGUAUACUAUCUAUCAUGGUUGAAAUCGAAAAUUUUACGCACCGAUGGCUUAUCAGAUCAAGUGGAACGACGUAAUGGUUGGAUUAAUGUCGGUGAUUUACAAGGUGCUGUACAUUUCAAAAUUGUGAAAUACGAAAGGAUUAAGUUCCUAGUGAUUGCAUUAAAAGACUCGAUCGAAAUUUAUGCCUGGGCCCCAAAACCGUAUCAUAAGUUUAUGGCAUUUAAGAAUUUUGGCGAAUUAGAGCAUCGUCCCUUGUUAGUUGAUCUUACUAUUGAAGAUCAAUCCAGACUAAAGGUAAUUUAUGGCUCCGCCGAAGGUUUUCACGCCGUCGAUUUAGACUCCGCUGAAGUUUAUGAUAUCUAUCUUCCUAAGCAUACUCAGGGUGCAAUAAUUCCGCAUUGCAUCGUUGCUCUUCCGAAUUCAAAUGGAAUGCAGUUGCUGCUUUGUUACGACAAUGAGGGUGUAUACGUGAAUACAGUCGGCCGAGUCUCCAAAAAUAUUGUAUUACAGUGGGGCGAAAUGCCUACAUCUGUGGCAUAUAUUGGUACUGGACAAAUCAUGGGCUGGGGCAAUAAAGCAAUUGAGAUACGAUCCGUGGAGACAGGCCAUUUAGAUGGCGUGUUUAUGCAUAAGAAAGCCCAACGUUUGAAAUUCCUUUGCGAACGCAACGACAAAGUAUUCUUCAGUAGUGCCAAAGGUGCUUCAUCGUGUCAAAUCUACUUCAUGACUCUGAACAAACCGGGUAUGGCCAACUGGUAACAAAUAUGGUCCAUAGAUCAAACUAUGAAGAAGCCGCAAUAACAGUAACCCAACUAAGCAGUAAUUAAUUUUUUUUAAACUUUCAUUCUCUACAUAAUCUGCAAGUUUUUAAAAAUAAGUAAGAAAAAUUACUGCU